AUGCUGUGUCCAGAUGUUGGUCCUGUUGUUGUCUGCUUGUCGGGGAUCAGUUGUCCUAUAACAUUAUUCCAUAAACAGGUGGGCCUGGCUGAUAAAAUCAACAGUAUUGUGAGAAGUCUUUCUGGUGGCAUGAAGAGGAAAUUGUCUCUUGGAAUUGCAUUGAUUGGCAACAGUAAGGUUAUAGUCCUUGAUGAACCUACUAGUGGAAUGGAUCCAUACUCAAUGCGCUUGACUUGGCAGUUAAUAAAAAAAAUUAAGAAGGGCAGGAUAAUUUUGCUAACUACACAUUCUAUGGAUGAAGCGGAUGAAUUAGGUGACCGGAUAGCGAUCAUGGCCAACGGAUCUCUGAAAUGUUGCGGAAGUUCCCUUUUCUUGAAGCAUCAUUAUGGAGUUGGUUAUACUCUAACCCUAGUGAAGUCAGCUCCCACUGCUUCCAUUGCUAGUGAUAUAGUAUACCGUCAUGUUCCAAAUGCAACAUGUGUAAGCGAGGUUGGAACUGAGAUUUCUUUUAGGCUUCCAAUGGCAUCCUCAUCAGCCUUUGAGAGGAUGUUUAGGGAAAUUGAAGGUUGCAUGAAAAAACCAGUUUCGAACAUGGAAUUGAAUGGUAAAAUUGAAAAAGACAAUAUUGGUAUUGAAAGCUAUGGCAUAUCUGUAACAACCCUGGAAGAGGUAUUUUUAAGAGUUGCAGGAUGUGAUGCUGAUGAGGUUGAAUGCUUUGAAGAAAAUAACCAUUCUCUGAUAUUAGACUCUGUGGCUUUACUUCCUACUAAUGAUGAUGCUUCCACAAAAAUAAGUUGUCUUAAAAUUCUUGGAAAUUAUAAGAGGAUUCCGGGUUUGGUGUCUACCAUGUUGGGAAGAGCUUGUCGAUUAAUUUUUGCUACAUUUUUUAGUUUUAUCAACUUCUUGGGUGUGCAGUGCUGCAGUUGUUGUCUCAUUACUAGGUCAACAUUUUGGCAACAUUUUAAAGCCUUAUUCAUUAAAAGGGCAAUAUCUGCUCGCAGAGAUCACAAAACCAUUGUUUUCCAGCUAAUGAUUCCUACUCUCUUCCUGUUUGUCGGUCUUCUAUUUCUUAAGCUCAAGCCACAUCCUGAUCAGCAAUCGCUGACCCUUUCAACUUCUCACUUUAAUCCUCUAUUGAGUGGUGGUGGUGGGGGAGGUCCAAUUCCAUUUAAUUUUUCUUUGCCAAUUGCUGAAAAGGUAGCACAAAAUGUCAUGGGAGGUUGGAUACAGAGGUUCAAGUCGAGCUCAUACAGAUUCCCUGAUUCAGAAAAAGCAUUGGCUGAUGCAGUGGAAGUAGCGGGACCAACACUGGGACCUGCUCUACUUUCUAUGAGUGAAUAUUUGAUGUCUAGUUUUAAUGAAUCCUACCAAUCUAGGUAUGGGGCAAUUGUGAUGGAUGAUCAAAGUAAUGAUGGAAGCUUAGGAUACACUGUAUUACACAACUGUUCUUGUCAACAUGCUGCUCCCACCUUUAUCAAUUUGAUGAAUUCUGCGAUUCUUAGGCUUGCAUCUCAAGACACAAAUAUGACAAUUCGACACGCAACCACCCUCUGCCAAACGACACAAAGCCAGCGCUUACAACGUCAUGAUCUGGAUGCUUUCUCUGCUGCAGUUAUUGUCAACAUUGCUUUCUCUUUUAUACCUGCCUCAUUUGCCGUUUCAAUUGUUAAGGUUUCUAUCCUGUCAUAUUGCUCUAAAUAUAUUUGGGACUUGUAGCUCUUGGUUCCUGCCUCGGUUGCCAUAGUUCUGUUUUAUAUCUUUGGUCUGGAACAGUUUGUCGGAGGGGUUUCUUUGCUACCAACAAUCCUCAUGCUCUUGGAAUAUGGACUUGCAAUUGCAUCAUCAACCUAUUGCCUUACAUUUUUCUUUUUUGACCACACCAUGGCUCAGAACGUGGUUCUGUUGAUUCACUUUUUCACCGGAUUGAUACUAAUGGUUAUCUCAUUCAUUAUGGGACUCAUGCCAUCAACAAUGACUACCAAUUCUUUUCUUAAGAAUUUUUUCAGAAUAUCUCCUGGAUUUUGUUUUGCGGAUGGUCUUGCUUCAUUAGCUCUUUUGCGGCAAGGAAUGAAAGAUAAAACAAGUGAUGGAGUGUUUGAUUGGAAUGUUACUGGGGCUUCCAUCUGUUAUCUAGCUGUUGAGAGCUUUAGUUAUUUUCUGUUGACACUUGCACUUGAAAUUUUACCUUCUAUCAAAUUGACUUCAUUCAUGAUCAAAAAGUGGUGGGAAAAAAUUAAUAUCUUCCGGCAUGUUAGUCCUUAUUUGGAACCUCUGCUGGAAUCUUCCUCUGAAACUGUUGUUACGGACUUCGAUGAAGAUGUAGAUGUAAAAGCAGAAAGAAAUAGAGUACUUUCAGGUUCUCUUGACAAUUCCAUUAUCUACCUGCGCAAUCUUCGCAAGGUAUAUUUUGAGGAGAAGCAUCAUGGAAGAAAGGUUGCAGUAGAUUCUUUAACUUUCUCAGUUCAGGAAGGAGAAUGUUUUGGCUUUUUAGGAACAAAUGGAGCUGGAAAGACCACAACUCUUUCUAUGCUAUGUGGUAUGUCAGAAUUCUGAUCAUGAUAUCUUUCUUCAUCUCUUGUG
This is a messenger RNA of Vigna umbellata (rice bean), 2580 nucleotides long. The record is from RefSeq and is a predicted model, not a curated record. NCBI's taxonomy places the organism in Eukaryota, Viridiplantae, Streptophyta, Magnoliopsida, Fabales, Fabaceae.